Molecule: messenger RNA, 639 nt
Organism: Nicrophorus vespilloides
Lineage: Eukaryota; Metazoa; Arthropoda; Insecta; Coleoptera; Silphidae
Gene: MED21
Product: mediator of RNA polymerase II transcription subunit 21
Exons: 3
Coding region: 157-600 (147 amino acids)
Biological process (GO): regulation of transcription by RNA polymerase II
Cellular component (GO): mediator complex
Molecular function (GO): transcription coregulator activity
Source: RefSeq, a predicted model, not a curated record
UCCAUGUAUGUCAAAAAUGGAUUUGACAUACCAAUUUGUAAAUACACUGGUGGACACUAACAGUUGAAAAGUUGUUCAGUUCAGUAGUUCACAGUACACAGUUUACAACUUUUCGUUUGUUUUUUGUUUCUUAGUUUAGUUUGUAAAUUUGUGAUAAUGGCUGAUCGUUUAACACAGUUACAAGACUGCAUCAACCAGCAAGCAGAUAACUUCUGCAACAGUAUUGGUAUUUUGCAACAAUUCGCAAGUCCCAGCAAGUUCUCUGGCUUCGAUAGGAGCGGAUCUCAAACACCACAGCAGCAAUCGCAGGAGGAUUAUGUGCAAUUGUUCACAACACUCAUAGCCAGAUGCUCCAAAGACAUAGAUACAUUAAUUGAAUCUUUGCCGAGUGAAGAGAAUUCAACAGAACUGCAGUUGCAGAGUUUGAGGACACUGGAAACGGAGAAUCAGGAGGCAGCAGAGAGACUUGAGGUGGUUGUUAAAAGGGGACAAGAUCUUUUGGAGAAAAUUCAAGCUGCUUUAAGUGAUAUCGCACAGGCGCAAUUGGAUAUGCAACAUAUGAGCAAGAGUGGUGCCAGUGGAAAGGAGCCGACAAUGUAAUUACGUAUUUAUUUUUUUAAUUAUUAUGAAGUAUUAGUU